AUGUCGAUGAAACUGUUCAAACACGUGAAGCAGUUUGCUGAUAUGGCAACUGAUGGAGUGACAGAUGUGGCAAAAGGAACCAUCAAUGUCGCUACAAACGUGACAACUGGAACUGCGAAAUUUGGAGUGAAAGCGGUGACAAAAACCGUAAAGGGAAGUGUGAAGGUGGUAACUGGUACUGCCCAGGGAGUCGCUUCCGUCGCCACUGCUGGAGUACACCUUGUGACCGGAGGUAAUGAUAGCAAAGAAUUUAGUGCAGAUGAGCUCAUGACAAGCGAAGAGCUUCGCAUGGAAGCUGAAGAAGACGCACAAUUGGAGGAGAUUGCUGGAGAGGUUCAGGAGGCAGAACAAGAGCACAAAAACGAAGUACGAAAGAACCGCGAAGAAGAAAAGCGGGACAGUCAAAUUCUUACGAAAUUGCAGGAAGAAGCUCAGGCCAAGGAUGCUAAACGAAAGAGCGAAUUCGAUGCUUUGAAGCAAGAAGCUUCCAAAAUCCAAGAAGAGCAUGCCGAAUUGGAAGCUGCCAAAGAAGAGGCUCUCAAGAAGGCUGAAGAAAUUGAAGAUGAAGUCAAAAAGGAGAAGAAGUUUGUCAAGAGAGCCAGACGCAGAUCCAUUUCUGCUGGAGAAGCCCCUCCCGAUGUAGAUCCAGCCCAGGAGGAAGCCAAGAAGAAGCGCCUAGAAGAGGCCAGAGUUCUCAAGGAAUUGGCCAAGGCCAAGGCUGAAGAGCAGAAACUUCUUGAUGAAGUUAAAGUUAGGACCCAGAAGCGUGCUAUGGAGCUCCGAAAGCAGGCUGAAGACCAGGCCAAGGAAAUUCAGGCAGCCCAAGAACAAGCCCGCAAGCGAAAGGAGAUCCGUGAACAGAAAGAAAAGGAAGCCAAAGAAAAAGCUGAAGCCCUAGAACGUGCUAGGAAAGAACAAGCUGACUUACUCCGGCAGAUGAGAGAGGAGGAGAGACAACGAAGAGCUGAAGAAGAUGCCAAUAGACAGCUCCGAGCUGCAGUUGCCAGAAAGAAGACAGAAGAUGACAAGCUUCAGGCUGCCAAGUACAGGGCAGAGAAGCGAGCCAGACAGCUCUCUGAUGCUGCUGCCGAUGACGAACGGGCCGGGAGACUUGCGCAACAAGCCAAGUACCAGGCUAUGAAGGACGCCAAGAGAGCUGAGUUGCAAAAUCGAGCCAUGGCAGAACGACAACGCCUUGCAGCUCAAAAGCAAGCUCGCCUCGAUAAGAUCUCAAGAGCCAGAGAAGAGGAAGAGGAGCGGCGCAGAGAACGCGAACGCGAACAAGCUAGAUUGCUCAAGGAAGAGGCCCGUCUGAGACGCCUCGAAGAUGAAAGAUUGCGCGCAGUCCGCAGAAAGGCUGAAGAACGAGCCAAAGAGCUGGAAGAAAAGGCUGCUGAACAGGAAUUCGAAGUCAAAUUGGAACAGGAAAAGAUCGAAAAUGCCAAAGAGGAAAGGCGCAAGCGUGAAGAGGCAAGACAGGCUCAAUUUGAGCGUCUGAAAGAAGCCGAAAAGGAGUUCUUGUUAAAGCAGCACGAAGAGGCGAAGAAGAAAGAGGCAGACGCUAUAAAGAAUAUGGAAUUGGAUGCCGCCCGCAAGAUCAGGGAAGCGGCUGAAAGAAGAGCCGACGAGGAACGCCAACUUGAUAAGGUCAAGGCCAGAGCUGAACUUCGCUCUGCAGAGCUGAGAGAAAUGCAAGAACAACGAGCUGAACAGGCCAAGAAAAAGGCUGCAGACUACAUGGCCGAGAAGCAGCGAUUGAUGGACAGAGAAAACGACAGGCUAGAAAAGAUUGAAGCUGCCAGACAAGCUCGCAUGGCGGCUCAGAUAAAGGCCGAGGAAGAACGCAGAAAAGCCGAAGUAGCAGAGCGGGAACGCCUAGAGGCUGAGGAGACCAGACAGCUUUUGGCUGAGAUCAAGGAUGCGGAAGCAAGAGAGAAGGCCGAACAGAAGCUGCAGAAAGAAGCCGAAGAAAGGCGAGCGAUCCGUAUGAAGGAACUUGAGAAAAAACGCAAGGAGAAGGAAGAGGAGUUCCGCAUUGAACGUGAAAAGGCUGCAGCAGCUCGUCUCAAGAAGGAACAGGAAGAUGAAGAGAAGCUACGUCAAUACCGUGAAGCAAAGCAGAAGGAACUUGCUGAUAUGGAAGAAAACAAAAGGCGACAAGAAGAAGAAUAUGAAAAAGCCCAACGCGAAGCUGAAGCCAAGAUGUACAAGGACAGAGCCGAAAAACGAGCCAGAGAAGACAAGAUGCUCCAGGAAGCUCGCGAUCUUGCUGAGAAGAGGGCCAGAGAGUUUGAAGAACAAUCGAGAAUCAAGGCAGAAGAGCGCCAAGCAUUCAUCUCAGAGCAACUCGCAAAGCAAUCGGCUAAGGAUAAGGAAAUCGUUGAGCGGGAAGCCAAGCUACGUGAAGCAAUGAUUGAGCAACAAGGAGAUGUUUUGAGAAAGAUUGAAGAAGACAAGAAACAAUCCGAGAUCCGCGCGAAAGAGGACGCAGAACGAGCCAAGGCCCAAGAGGCAUUUCAAAUGGCAAACCAGAAGACACGAAGAAUGGAACGUCGUAGAUCCAUGGAAGGUUUUGCUUCCGCCCAGGCUCAAGCCAAGGCUGCCGAGUUUGAGGCUCGCCGCUUGGAGGAUUUGAAGGCAGCUCGCGAGAAGCAAGCCAUUCACAAUGCCAAGAUCGAGCAGCAAGCUCGUAAGGACGCGGCUGCAGUUCAGAAGGCCGAGGAGUUCUUGGUCAUGUCCGAGAUGACUCGUUUGCAAAUUGAGAGUCAGGUCAAGCAAGCUCAAAUUUUGGCUUCUGGUCCAGGCAAGUACAACUACCCUGUCUCCAAGAAUUACGACGAAGAAUCCAGUAGUGAUUCUGAAGUCGAAGCUGAUGACUUCAGUAAACUCUACGCCGGCCUCAGUUUGGGCGGUGGCUAUGGCGGAAGAAGCAGUGGAUACGGUUCCAGCUCGAAUUCCAAGUCGAUGGCAAGUUACACUGGUUCUCUUUCUGGUCCAUCUCUUGAUGACUCAGCUCCACCACCCAAAAAAAGCGGCAGGCGACAACGACGAGCCUCCAUGGGCAUGUUGGAAACCAAAACCCCUUCAAAGGAGGAGAGGGUCAGAAGCCGCAAGGGAACGAGCAAAUCGCCUAGCCGAUCCAAAUCGGUGGAUACCACAGAAGGAUCCAUCUUGUCCAAGAAGUCCUCCAAGUCCAAAGACAAAAAGUCCCGCAAGGCUCCUAGGAGGACCAAAUCUAUGGAAUUGCCCGAAUUGCCUGGGAAGAAGUCCAGCAGCAAGGAAGCCAAGCGAACCAAAUCCAUUGAGAAUUCAGUGAAGACUUCCAAAUCCAAGUCCUCAAAGAAGGAUAAAAAGAAGGACAAGAAGUAG
This is a messenger RNA of Cylindrotheca closterium, 3369 nucleotides long. Lineage: Eukaryota; Bacillariophyta; Bacillariophyceae; Bacillariales; Bacillariaceae. The record is from the annotation of a GenBank genome assembly.